This is a messenger RNA of Dinoponera quadriceps, 439 nucleotides long. RefSeq names its product cytochrome c oxidase assembly factor 6 homolog. The record is from RefSeq and is a predicted model, not a curated record. Gene Ontology annotation, biological process: respiratory chain complex IV assembly. Bases 31 to 414 code for a protein of 127 amino acids. NCBI's taxonomy places the organism in Eukaryota, Metazoa, Arthropoda, Insecta, Hymenoptera, Formicidae. The transcript is spliced from 3 exons. Gene Ontology annotation, cellular component: mitochondrion; respiratory chain complex IV.
AAUUAUACAUAUGCACUGUUAUAUAGAUACAUGUAUAAAUGUAUUGUACAAUUAUUGUACAAAUAUUUUUUAUUGCAUCUGUAUUGCAGAAUGUCUUUCCCAAAUAAAGCAGACCGUGAGAGAUGUUGGAGUCGCAGGGACGAGUAUUGGAACUGUCUGGACGAAGGCAAAUCCUCAGAGAAUUGUGUAGAAUUUAGGAAACAGUAUGAAAAGUUUUGUCCCUCUCAAUGGGUGAAACACUUUGAUCGUAAGCGAGAUUACUUGAAGUUCAAAGAGCAAAUAGAGCAGGGGGGGAUACGUUGCCUCGACGGCAGGACUGAAAAUUCCGAGAGAUCCGAGCUGCCGAAGCAAUUUGAUGAGAAGAACCAAAAGGUUCUCGGCUUACGAACUGCGGAUAAAGAUACGUGCAACUAGAAGCAUUAUUUCCAAAGACGCGCAC